Molecule: messenger RNA, 762 nt
Organism: Metarhizium robertsii ARSEF 23
Lineage: Eukaryota; Fungi; Ascomycota; Sordariomycetes; Hypocreales; Clavicipitaceae
Product: BTB/POZ-like protein
Exons: 2
Coding region: 1-762 (253 amino acids)
Molecular function (GO): protein binding
Source: RefSeq, a predicted model, not a curated record
AUGCUCGUCAUGGGCAUCCCUGAUCUGAGGAUAGAUCCCUCUGAGGCCCUAGAUUCAUACCACAGCUUACGUGGUACUCUGGUGCAUGUUAUUGUUGGCCCCAAACCUGGGCAACGAUUCACCGUUCAUGAAGGGGUAUUUAAAUCUACCCUUGAUGAAGAUUCAUAUCACGAGCUCUUGGAAGAAAACCAAGAAGAUGGGCAUGAAUGCAUUAUUUUGAAAGACCACAGCCCAGCAAGCUUCAAGGUUUAUGUCAACUGGUUGUACCGCCGCAGGAUCCCUAUACCAGGUCAGGCUGUCACGACUUCUUCCGAAGAAGAUGUUAUAGAAGAUGAGUACGUGGAGCUGGCAAAAGCGUACAGUUUGGGAUGCGAGUUAGAAGACUUUGAUUUCAUGGAUACGGUCAUGGACGCAUUCAUGGUGCGGGCAUUCACCAAGGACUCCAAAGGACGGAAUUGGGCCCCCAGUCAUAAGGCAGUUAACCUCAUUCAAGACACUAGCUACAAUGACGUGGCUAUGGAGGUUUUGGGAGAUUUGUACGUGCGUUUUGGAAACCACCAGCACUGGGGUGAGGGGAUGACGAAGGUUUGCAAGACAUUUUCUCAUGAACUAGCGCGAAAGCUCCUGGAAUCCCGUAAGGAGGGAAAGAAUGGGGAUGAUAUUCUGAAGGACACGUGCAAACACCACUUUCAUUCAAAUGGUUCUUGCUACCGAGAUCAGUUGACAGCAGAACAUAUGGAUAAGGGUCAGGAGGAAAACUAG